GUUUCCAAGAACCAAAUAUAUUUGGGAAAACUGAAAGUUCCGCCCUCCUGUUCGUGUUCCUGGGGCGUUGUUGUGGGAGGCUCUCAGGUAACGAGCUGUUUUAGAAUGAACUCAACAGAAAGAAUUAUCCUGGCUUGAGUGGCUGAUCAAACAAGUGCUGCCAAUGGUUCAUUUUUGGGUCUUUUUAAAGGCAUCUAAGAAAAAUGAUGACUAUUUUUUGUAUUUGUAUACAACUGCAUAAAAGUAAACCAUAGUGUGUCAGUCUCAUAUAUUACCUAUUGCACAGCUGGAAUUUAACAGAGUUAUUCAAGGUGUAGAGGAGAGGCAGUAGAGACAUGGCCGACUUUACAGGAGACCCUAAAAAUGUGUCCUUAUGUCCUAGAACAGUUAUCAAAGUACAAGUACAGGAUGCUAAAAAGGCCAAAGAUUUUUACAUCAACUACUUUGAUGCCCCAGCUAUCAAGACUGGAAAUAUUAAGGAAGACACAAUGCUUCUGGAUGGUCUUCAUAAGUGUGUUUAUAUUGAGUUUGAAGAAAGUAAAGGAGCCAGUGACAUGUGCAAGAAAGAGCAUAAAGUCACAGACAACAUUGUUUCAGUGUGCAUGGCAAAAGAAGAGGAAUAUUUAUUUCAUUACAAUUUGAUGUCACUGCAUGGACAAGAUUUUUCUAAUGGCAAAAUCAUGGAGUACAUCAAGUAUCAGAUUGAAAAUGCUACUGGAUUUUCAGUCAAAGAGCAGAUCCAGCAGGAGGAAGUUAAUUCCAUCAUCAUUGGUUUGAACAUGACAACGUACACAGAUUUAAGCACUUUACUGUGGCAGUGCAGGGAAUUGUUUUUGGAUACACCAGUUGUAGUGGCUCCUGUCCUUCUGACCAGCAGUGUGCUUGUAUCAGGCCUCAAGGAAGAUAUAACGGACGCAUCCUUGGAGCGUUACUUUGAAAACCCUGGGAGAAGUGGAGGAGGGCUUGUACAGCAAAUACAAAGAAGAGAUUUUUCAUCUGCAGUUGUGGAGUUUCAGAACACAUCAACUCUUCUGUCAGUUAAGUCGAGAGAACAUCAGCUGGAAGAUUCAAAAUUGACAAUAACUGAGUACUUUCCUUGUCUUAGUUCAAAGGCAUGGAAAUAUAGUCAGCUUCCUUUGGAAGAUCCUGAUGCUAUAAGGGCAGAUGCAAGUAAUCCUGAAGAAGCAGCUUCUGAUGCUCCCCAACAGGAAGUUAUUGCUGUCCCUGUGGGGGGAAAAGCAAACCUAGUCCUUUUGGAACGUUCAAAUUCCAUGAAGAUUCUUAAAGAGACGCAUCAUGAUGUUCUCUUGGAAAUGGAUACUACAAGAAGUUCUGUUUUAAUCUCCGGAGGAGAGGAAGAUGAAAGAAAAGAUGUACAGAUGUCGAUUUUAGAAGAAACUGCUCGGUACAAGUCUUUGGUCCCAAACCUAGAAACUUCUCAAACUAAACUGUUACAGUCUCCUUUUUUAAAAACCAGGAUGAAUCAUAUUCUACGUGAGAAAGGCAUUGAAGCUAUCAUAGAAGACACCACAUCAGGAGUGGCAGUAACUUACAAGAAUGACAACGUCAUGAAGAGUGCUGAGGUUUCCAAUAAACUCAAGACAUUCCUCCCUGUGGUGAAGAGAGCUAUUGGUUCAAAUGAGAAAUGCUUGUGGGAAACUGAGCAUGGUAAGGAUUUCCUGUUAAAAUUGCAAAAUCUCACAGACAGGGAUAAUCAGUUUUUGGGUGUGGACAUAUUGGUGGAUCCAACCGAGUCCUUUAUGUGUAUCACAGCAUUUCAAGAGGACCAGCCUGCAUUGAAGGCUGAAAUUGAUAAAUUCCUGAAGGAGAAUGAGUUAAAGUCUUUUGAAAUUAGUUUUUCUGAAAGUUGCCAGACUUUCAUGGACCAUUUCUUACAAACGGAUCUGAAAACUUUAGAAAAUGCACUGAGCAAGUCAGGCUCACAAAUGUGCCGAAACACGGACAAAAUCACCCUCAAUGGAUUUGUCCCAGGUGUGAAAGAAGGAAAGAAACUCUUAUCAAAAAUCAGGGACAAGAUCAAGGUGAAAGAAACAACUAUCAAGCACUUUGGCAUCAAAGAGUUCCUCUCUAAUGAUGAAGGAAGGCAUAUUCUUGAGUCAGUUGGGAGCCGGAAUUCCUGCGUAGUCAAAGUCAGUGAAAAGCCCGCUGCAGGGACUGCCAGGCAAGAGGGUUCUGUGGAGCCAGUGGUUCCGCCCAGUGAGGUAGCAAUGUGUCAAGUGGGGAGGACCAAGAUUACUUUUGCCCAAGGCAACAUUCUGGGAAUUCAGCAGAUUGAUGCAUUGGUCAACCCCCUAGAUGCUAAAAACGGAUUAUCAUAUGAUACAAGAUUUUCCUUGGGAAAAGCAGUUCUUGCAAAUGGAGGCCAGGCCAUUGCAAGGGAGCUGAGAGAGGCACGGUCUGGUUCAACUGUUGGAACAGUAAUUCGCACUUCAGGUGGUGAACUAAGCAGUUUCUCAAACAUCUUUCAUUUCAUCUGCCCUGUCAAUUAUGGUUCUGGGAACGAAGCUGAGCUACUUGAGCAGGCUGUGCUACAGUGCCUGAAAAAAGCUGUGGAUGCUGGGAGCAAGUCCAUUGCAGUUCCUGCAGUUGGAGUGGAUGGAUUCUUCAACUUUAAUGCCACAAUUUUUGGGAGCUGCUUAUUCCGAUCCUUCCAGAAGGUGGAGGGUGUAGAACACCUUUAUGUAUGUGACCAGAGAGGGAGCAUCAUUGAUAUUUUGUUGAAACGCUGCAAAGUCAUUCUGAAAACUGAUAUAUCUACCAUAGCAGGUGUACCAAAAGACGGGACAGACUCAAGUGGUGCUUCUAGGGGAGCAGCAGGAGUUGAUCAUCAGUCAUACCCAAGUGGGAUUGUGAAGUUUGGCCAUAUUGAUGUUGCCGUCAAGAGUGGACAAAUCUUAGAUGAGAAGUCGGAUGUGAUUGUGACAACAGUAGACAAAAGCCUGGACCUGUGCAAGGGGAGAAUUUCAAAGCUGGUCCUUGAGCGAGGUGGACAAGCUGUUCAGGAUGAGCUCGAACAAAGAUAUCAAGGUGGUAUCCAGCCUGGAGAUUUUGCAGUGAGUUCUUCUGGAAAUCUUGGCAACAAAUCCUUGUUCCAUGCGUGCUUGAAACGAUGGGGAGGCAAUGCAGAGGUGCAGCUGAAGGCCCUUGUGGACAGUAUCCUGAAGGAAGCCAGCUCCCUGCAGGCAGCUUCUAUUUCUCUGUGUGCUCUGGGAACUGGAGGCUUGAGAUAUCCUGCAGAUAAUUCUGCAAAGUGCAUUAUGGAUAGCAUCAGGCAGUUUGCUGUGGAUAAUCCAUCAUCUUCCUUACAGUCAGUGGUGCUUGUUAUACAUGAGAGGUCUCAGGAUGUGCUUCAGGCCUUCCAAAGAGCUAGUUCUGGACAUGGCCUUGCAGCUUCUCCUACUCCUAGACAAGGGGGCUCUCCUUCACUUAGAUAUGGGUCUUUGGAUGUGAAAAUACAGAAAGGAGAUAUCACAACUCAGAGUUGUGAUGUGAUUGUUGCUGGACUAAAAGAGACCAUGAACCUCUCUGGGUCAGGUGCUGUGUCAAAGACUAUUUUAAAGAAAUGUGGCUCUGCAGUCCAGGACGAAUGCAAUGCAAAAAAGAACAAUAUGGCUUCUGCUAAGUGUAUUGUGACGGGUUCACAUGGUCUACAAUGCAAACACAUUAUCUUCUUGAGUAUGGAGCACUUUGCACACAGCUGGGACAAAGGUGUUGCUCUGGCACUCAACGAAGCUGACAAACUUGGUUUGAAAUCUGUGUCAAUGCCUGCAUUUGGAACAGCUCGACCCAACACCUACGUCAAAAUGAAGGAACAAAUUUUGGGCACCAUAAAGAAGUUUGGAGAAGGAAAGCCACAGUCUCUCACAAAUGUGCAGCUGGUCAUCUUUGGACAGGAUGUUCUAGAUGUGUUCUUGGGAAAUACUAAGGCACCUCAAGAGUCUGCUCAACAGUUGAAUGUGGUAUCUCAGAGUGUUCAGGUGGAGAUCGUUUUCAGUGAUGAUACACAGUUCGAGAAAGUGGCAAAGUCUGUUGCCAAAGAAUGUGGAAAGGCUUAUAAAAUCAAAGAGGAGAAAAAGGAGCAUUUUAAAAGGUUGACUGAGUCACAGGUAAAGGAACUGAAAGCAGAGUGUCUUAAAAAGCGUGUGAAAGCUACAGUGGAUACUAGCAAAGGUUGCAUCACCUUGGAAGGAUUCUCAGUACAUCUUGCACAAGAGAUACUGCAUAGUAUGCAUCUUAAGGCCAUAAAUGAGCAGUUUGCACAGACAAGUGUUGCCUUUCACUGGCAGUACAUGUCCAGAAGCAGAUUCAGGGAUUUUGAUCCGCAGUCCAACAUCAGUAUUGAAACCGCUUACAACACGUACAAGGGCAAUCAAAAACAUCCUGGUGAUAACCGGACCUAUCAUUUUACAGUUCCAAAUGGAAAAAGUUACAUUAUAGAUUUCAAAGACAUGAAAGAGCAGGAAGUUGAUGAUCAAGGCAAACCUGUUGGGAAUGAUAUCAAAAUUCAGAGAUAUAACAUUCUUCAAGAAAGCUUGCCUUUGCACAAGGCCUGGGUUCCCAUGCCAGAUGGUCGAAACAUGUUGUUAGUAGACAUUAAAAAUGACUCUGCUGAAUUCAAAAAAGUUGAAAAGGCCUUUCAUGACAAAGGUGAAACAACUGCAGUGAAGAAGAUCCAGCGUGUCCAGAGUGUAUCCUUGUACCAGCAGUACAAAGCAAAGAAAAAAGAACUGGAGCGACACAAUCCAAAGGAUACAAAAAAUGAGAAAAGGCUGUAUCAUGGCACAGAUUCUCAAACAGUCUCGGCUAUCCUGGAGAAUGGGUUCAACAGAAAUUACUGUGGAAAAAAUGCUACUAUGUAUGGAGAAGGUGUGUAUUUCUCUGAACUUUCAUCCUACUCUAGUCGCUAUUCCCAAGCAGAUGGGAAUGGUCUCAAACGCAUGUUCCAGGCAAGAGUCCUUGUUGGAGUAUCAACUCCAGGUCAAAGUGGUAUGAGAGCGUUGCCUCUGAGGACAGGAACAAGACCUUUUGAUAGUGCCACUGGACCAAAUAUGUUCAUUAUAUUUCAUGAUUCUCAAACAUAUCCAGAAUAUGUAAUAUACUUUUGAUAGAUUUGCAUUGUGAGUUUUGGUUUGAAUGUAAGCAACAUGCCAUAUUUCAGCUUAAGGUCCAGCAGCACUGUUUAGUUGUAGGAUUUGACUUCACUCUUGUGAUAUUGUAGCAUACUAUAAAACCUGCUGUGGUUUCAAAAUGUUGACCAUCUGCAACAGGGAGCUUUUGUGCAGAGCAAAUAUUCAUAUUACCAGUAGGCCUAUAUUUGACCUCUCCUCAAUUACCAUAAGCUAGAUAAGACCUCUUUCCGUCAAGAGUAACCAUGGUGAAAUUGAUAAGUUCUUGAAAAUCAGAAUGCAGUGCUACUUCAUAUUCUUUGCAGCUUAGAGGUUUAACUCGGCUAAAUGUUUAAGCUAUAGGUUGGCAAUCCACGGGAAAGAGACCAGAACAAUUUAAUGGUCCGGUGAUAAAAUAUCAGGAAAUUUUUUUGGGAUCAAUUCUGACAAGAAAUUGUAUGAGGAAUCUAUUUCCGAUGUUUGUUUUGCAUGAAAGUAUACCUAAAACUUGAAAAAUUGCCCAAAAGUAAGCAGUAUGUUUUUACUUUCAUAAGCACUCAGAAAAUAACUGAAAUUUGAGCUUUAGCAAUAACUCCUCCAAUAGAGUGAAAGUAUCGUAUGUGUUGUAGUUGCUACCACUGUGAUCUCAGCCAAUCAUAGAUCUGCAUGCCAUUCAUAUCUAAAAGUAGCAUUGGAAACCUUAACCAAAACGUGAAGGACCCUCUUCAUAAAUAGGGAAAGCUGAAUUUUUGCAGGGAAAUUUGUUGCAUUUUUCUCUUAAUUGAGUUUUCACCAUGGCUUACUUCGUGAAGCACACUGUGUCUUCUACACUGAUGAAACUUUUGCAGCAUAAUGUUUACGUAAAUGCCUAUGUACUGCCAGAGGCUUUUGGCUUGAAAACGUAUAAAAUAUUUAGAAAAAAAAAUCUAUAAUGGGCAAAAAGUAUUGCUUUUGGACGUUAAAAUUUUGGAUGUUCUAUCCUCAUUCAAAAACUGUGAUGAAAAGCAAAAAUCUGUCUUGUCGGGACACGACACAAAUGUUAAGUGUAUCUGGCUGUUUGCAAAUUUUCAACUUUAUUAGGUAAGAAUAUUUUGUUACAGCGUGUUCCCUGUAUUUAUUAUUAUAAAAUAACAUGUCAUGACCUUUGAAUAGGUAUAUGGAACUUGACAGAAAUGAAUCCUAUUAUUGUUUCACUGGGAACAUCAAAUAAGUUUUAAGAACAGUGCAUAAAAACUACUGAAACUGAAAGCUGGCCAUGAGCAUAGCUAUCUCUCCCUAUUAAAAUAUUGUCUCAUUACACCCUCCAUAGCCUUCACCUUGUUGACUUACCCACCAGGAUUUAGUUAUUCAGGAAUCUUGAAAGGUUUAACUCUCACCAUCUGUGGCAUCGGUGGCCUAGUGGUUAGGCUCUCGGACUCGCAACCGUAAGGUCGUGGGUUCGAAUCCUGUCAGGGACCUGACGUUGUGUCCUUGGGAAAGGCACUUUACGCGAGUUUUCCUGACUUCACCCAGGUGCGAAUGGGUACCCAGCUAUAGACAGUGAAAGAACUUGUCGGUUUGUUAGUGUUUGAGCGCUUAAUCAGCUGCUUGCACUGUAUGCUUCCCGGGAAGCUGAGAAUGUUUCUGAGUGUUCUAUGGUCUGCUGGGGUAAUAAUAUAUAUAAUGCUAUCUAUUAUUAUUAUCUAUUAUUAUAUACCAAUUAAUCAGUAUUCCCAACACUUGGCCUGUCAUUUCGCUUCCAGUAAAAUGAUAAAAUAUAAUCUCCUAUAAAUGACCUAUGUAAUACAUUAUGACAUAACUGUUUGUUUAUGAUAUUGAUUUGUUGUGGGUAAGGAGAAAGGGUACUGUUCACUCCAACAUUUUUGACUUGACUUGUGAAAAUUCUUUUCUUUUGUGUGUGUACAUUUAUUAUGUGUGGUUGUCAUUGUGACCAAGGACAUGCUUCAUUAAGUGGUGGUCAUGCUUUUAUCUUUUUUUUAAAAUGGGUUUAGUGUUCCUAUGUUUGGAGCUAAUGACAAAUAACCUUUGCCUCAGUUGCAUGUCUUUUAUACUGUUGAUGCUCACUUGGCAAGCAGAGGUCUCAGUAACACCUUGGUUUUUUGGUUUUUUUAUCAACUGCACGUUGUGAUUUUGUUUAUGUAUAGCCUUUUUUUACUAUAGUAUUAAGGUCAGUUAGAUUUCUCGUGCAAAUAGCGAGUUGUGGAAAAAGAACAUGUUACUGUACUUAUAGUAGGCCUAUAAAGUGAUUUAUUGUGUUUGAUGUGACAGUUGGAAAAGAGGUUUAGGUUAGGAGUUUGAGACUGAGUACAAAAGAGCAUGACUGCAGCGGGACCUUACCUGAAUCCCCUUUUCUUUUGUCUAUGUAAACUCAAUUAACUGUGCGUGGGUUUGAAGGGGCAAGGAAAGGCCCAAACUUAGAUACAGCGGGAGAGACCGAGCAAACUCUAGCUCGAGGAAGGGGGAUGGGGGUGGGGGGCUGUAGGUGGUCAGGCAGUCAGUGGUGAGGCAUUGUGACUGGCCUAUCCAGUGAUGAGUGAGGUGGGGCAGGCGACAGAGAGAGAUGGUACAGAGAGACCCAUGACGUGAGCCACUCCAAAAGAGAUGUGCCAUAGCCCUAGGCCUAGGCUAGGCCAAAGAGACAAUAAAAGAAGAGGAAAGCGUGCAGUGUGUGAUUUUUCGGUAAUUCCCCUUUGACUUCCUAUAGCAGGAACUUGUCUACAGCGGAAUUUUUCUUCUGGAACUAAAAGUCCCGCUAUAGCCAUGUUCUACUGUACAGCUUUAGAGCUGGAGAAGAAUAGCGUGCUUCUAGAUACUGGAAAUGACUAGAUGUACGAUGCAUAUUGCCUCCCCUCAUCUUGUCCCUCUUUCUGGAAUACUUUCUCUUACGCAGAACUAACCUUUCGGAGAGGUGAUUGUUUGUUGAUAAAUACAAUUAUUCUUUUGUUUGUCCACUUGGAUUUGAUAAUGCCUUUAUUUUAGUCAUUUUUAUCUGUUACAGCCAAACCCUAAUAACUUCAUGAGAUGAGAGAAUUUUUUCCAUUUUAUUAAAUUUGGUGAAAAGCAGUGUCAAUGAAAAGUUUUUAAAAAAGGGGGAGAUGACUCAUUUCUUACUGUUUGUUGGCUUGUAUAAAAAUGUGUUGUUACUAAGAACACGAAUAAGGAUUGGGAAUUAUAAAUUAAGUGGAGUGUAAAGCUUGAUGAGCGUGUACCAAAUAGUACAAUAUAAUGCAGCUACAUUAUGCCUUGAAUUGAGUUGAUGGAAAAUUGUUUGAAUGUUCAUGCUUUGUCACACUGUUUCGAUUCCAUUUGGGCCAUAUAAUAUGAAUGAAUCGGAUUUUUUACAUUGUAAAUACUAUUCCCCCAGCCAUCAAGAACCUUGUACACUUUUAUAAUAUUCAACUUGUGUGCUUUCAGCCUCUGCAAGGCCUGCGAAGAAAUUUGAUCAUCUGCAUAUAUAAUUUGUUCUUUUUCUAUAAGAUGGGUUUUUUUCAGUAUCUUUUGUAUGAAUUGUGUCUAUGGAUUGAUAUUUAAUUUUGCAUGUCAGAAAAAAAAACUUUAUAGUACCAUAUCAGAGAAGACCUUUUCCUCUCCAGACUUUAAUUGUACUUCCAUUAUUCAUUAAAGAACAAUAUAUUAGCUCUAUGCUUAAUGAAA
This is a messenger RNA of Aplysia californica (California sea hare), 8780 nucleotides long. Its product is annotated as protein mono-ADP-ribosyltransferase PARP14. NCBI's taxonomy places the organism in Eukaryota, Metazoa, Mollusca, Gastropoda, Aplysiida, Aplysiidae. Gene Ontology annotation, biological process: negative regulation of gene expression. The transcript has 24 exons. Bases 336 to 5126 code for a protein of 1596 amino acids. The record is from RefSeq and is a predicted model, not a curated record. Gene Ontology annotation, molecular function: NAD+ poly-ADP-ribosyltransferase activity; transcription corepressor activity. Gene Ontology annotation, cellular component: nucleus; cytoplasm.